ACCGCGCUCCAUCGUGGCUGGGAAAGACUCCUCCCCACUUUUCAGGGUUACCAUGGUAAAAGGGGCAGACGUCACAAUCGAAUAAACACAGCGUAUAAGUAUUAGAACCCCGGACUAAGGAGAAGAGCAGUUAAUAGUGUGUGCCGUGGAAGUGACACGUGUGGGUCGGGUACGGCAGAGGGACGGGGCACUGUAAAGAUCUGGAAGGAUUUUUUUCCAUUUUGUUUCUAAAUAAUAUUUUUUAAGAAGACUUAAAUUAAAAGAAACAUGGGGGUUGGGGAUGGCCGGGAUCAGUAUGAACUGGCGGCAACAUCUGAGCAGGGGGGCAAGAAGAAGGGCAAACCGAAGAAGAAAGAGAAGGAUAUGGAUGAGCUGAAGAAGGAAGUGGAUUUGGAUGAUCACAAACUGACUCUUGAUGAACUACAUCGCAAAUACAGCACUGAUCUCAGCAGGGGCCUUGCUAACACACGAGCUGCAGAGAUCCUGGCCCGCGAUGGCCCGAAUGCCCUCACACCUCCACCGACCACUCCAGAAUGGGUCAAGUUCUGCAAACAGAUGUUUGGUGGGUUCUCCAUGCUGCUGUGGACUGGGGCCGUCCUCUGCUUCCUGGCCUAUGGUAUUCAGGCAGCAAUGGAAGAUGAGCCAGCCAAAGACAACUUAUACUUGGGAGUUGUGCUCUCUGCUGUCGUCGUCAUCACUGGUUGUUUCUCGUACUACCAAGAGGCCAAGAGCUCCAAGAUCAUGGACUCUUUCAAGAACUUGGUCCCACAGCAAGCACUGGUUAUACGAGACGGUGAGAAAAAGAGCGUCAAUGCAGAAGACGUGGUGGUUGGAGAUCUGGUAGAAGUUAAGGGAGGAGACAGGAUUCCUGCUGAUCUGCGGAUCAUUUCUGCUCAUGGCUGCAAGGUGGACAACUCCUCCCUCACCGGUGAAUCUGAACCACAGACUCGUUCUCCUGACUUCUCCAACGAAAACCCCCUGGAGACCAGGAACAUCGCCUUCUUUUCCACCAACUGUGUAGAAGGCACUGCCCGUGGCAUAGUAAUCAAUACGGGGGACCGUACCGUGAUGGGGCGCAUCGCCACUCUUGCCUCUGGUUUGGAGGUUGGGCGCACCCCGAUUUCUCUCGAGAUCGAGCACUUCAUCCACAUCAUCACGGGUGUUGCUGUCUUCCUGGGCGUCUCUUUCUUCGUCCUGUCUCUUAUUUUGGGCUACUCUUGGCUGGAAGCUGUUAUCUUCCUCAUCGGAAUCAUUGUGGCCAAUGUACCUGAAGGUCUUCUGGCUACAGUCACAGUGUGCUUGACCCUGACUGCUAAGCGCAUGGCUAAGAAGAACUGCCUGGUGAAGAACCUGGAAGCCGUGGAGACCCUGGGCUCCACCUCCACCAUCUGCUCGGACAAGACAGGCACCCUGACCCAGAACCGCAUGACUGUGGCUCACAUGUGGUUCGAUAAUCAGAUCCAUGAGGCCGACACCACGGAGAACCAGAGUGGAACCUCUUUUGACAGGAGCUCGGCUACGUGGACGGCGCUGGCGCGCAUCGCUGGCCUGUGUAACCGUGCGGUCUUCCUUGCUGAGCAGACCGAUGUGCCUAUCCUGAAGAGAGAUGUUGCCGGCGACGCCUCAGAGUCUGCUCUGCUGAAGUGUAUUGAGCUGUGCUGUGGGUCGGUGAAGGAGAUGAGAGACAAGUAUGCUAAGAUCGCAGAAAUUCCCUUCAACUCGACAAAUAAAUACCAGCUAUCCAUCCAUAAGAACCUCAGCACUUCUGAGCCUAAACACAUCCUAGUGAUGAAGGGAGCCCCGGAGAGGAUCCUAGAUCGUUGCUCCAGCAUCAUGAUUCAGGGCAAGGAGCAGCCACUUGAUGAUGAGAUGAAGGAUGCCUUUCAGAACGCUUAUCUGGAACUGGGUGGCCUUGGAGAGAGAGUGUUAGGAUUUUGCCAUUUUUUCCUUCCUGAUGACCAGUUCCCUGAGGGCUUCCAGUUUGACACUGAUGAUGUGAACUUCACCACUGAGAACCUAUGUUUUGUUGGCCUCAUGUCCAUGAUCGAUCCUCCCCGUGCUGCUGUACCUGAUGCUGUGGGCAAGUGCAGAAGCGCUGGAAUCAAGGUUAUCAUGGUCACUGGUGAUCAUCCAAUCACAGCAAAGGCCAUCGCUAAGGGUGUAGGUAUCAUUUCAGAGGGCAACGAGACUGUUGAGGAUAUUGCUGCUCGUCUGAACAUCCCCAUUCAUGAGGUCAACCCUAGAGAUGCAAAAGCCUGUGUUGUUCAUGGAGGUGACCUGAAGGAUCUGACUGCUGAACAGCUGGAUGACAUCCUGAAGUAUCACACUGAGAUAGUGUUCGCGAGAACCUCUCCACAGCAGAAGCUGAUCAUUGUAGAGGGCUGCCAGAGACAGGGUGCUAUUGUAGCCGUGACAGGAGAUGGUGUGAACGACUCCCCCGCGCUGAAGAAAGCCGACAUCGGUGUAGCUAUGGGCAUUGCUGGCUCUGAUGUCUCCAAACAAGCAGCGGACAUGAUCCUCCUUGACGAUAACUUUGCCUCUAUUGUCACUGGAGUUGAAGAAGGUCGUCUGAUCUUUGAUAACCUGAAGAAGUCCAUCGCCUAUACCCUGACCAGCAACAUCCCUGAGAUAACUCCCUUCCUCCUCUUCAUCAUCGCUAAUAUCCCUCUGCCUCUCGGAACAGUCACCAUCCUCUGUAUCGACUUGGGUACUGACAUGGUUCCUGCCAUCUCCCUGGCCUAUGAGGCUGCUGAAAGUGACAUCAUGAAGAGACAGCCUAGAAACCCCAAAACAGACAAGCUUGUCAAUGAGCGACUUAUCAGUAUAGCCUAUGGUCAGAUCGGUAUGAUUCAGGCUCUGGCUGGUUUCUUCGCCUACUUCGUCAUCCUUGCUGAGAACGGGUUCUUGCCCUCUACGCUCUUGGGAAUCCGCGUUAAAUGGGAUGAUAAGUAUUUGAACGAUCUGGAGGACAGUUAUGGCCAGCAAUGGACCUAUGAACAAAGAAAGAUUGUGGAGUUCACCUGCCACACAGCCUUCUUUACCAGCAUUGUCAUUGUGCAAUGGGCUGACCUGAUCAUCUGUAAGACUAGGAGGAAUUCAGUCUUCCAGCAGGGCAUGAAGAACAAGAUCCUCAUCUUCGGACUCUUUGAGGAAACUGCCCUGGCUGCCUUCCUCUCCUACUGCCCCGGAAUGGACAUCGCCCUCAGAAUGUACCCCCUUAAACCCAACUGGUGGUUCUGCGCUUUCCCGUACUCCCUUCUUAUCUUUAUUUAUGAUGAAAUCAGAAAACUGAUUCUUCGACGCAGCCCAGGAGGUUGGGUGGAAAGGGAGACAUACUACUAGAACACCCACACCCCCCCCCACCUCACCGCAUCACACAGCUGUGUUCGUUUUUGCAUGUUAGUCUUGCUGUUCUGAAUUUUAAUCUCGGUAACGUUUGUUUUUAUAUAGAGAAUGCUCAGCACAAAAACCCAGAUUGUGAACUAAGACUUUGUGUGCCUUUGUUUUGGAACAGGACAUUUUAUACAUGGUUUCUAUCAAUGUAAUAUAUAUAAUAUCAGAAUAAAUCGUCAGUCAGGUCCUGUUUUGGUGUCUGUAUUCCUUCAUUAUAGAAAAUUAGUGGUCAGGUUAGGAAUUUGGGGAUCUGCAUUUUUGUAAUUACAAGCUAUUUCCCCAAGCCUAUUUAAAGUUUUAAGCUCCUUUUUUAUUCUGUAGUUGAAUACUACAACUUUGCCAUUCAAAACAAUCCUGGUGAAUGCAGUCAAGGCUACAGCCUGGUAGUAAUAAGCAGUUAAUAUGUCGGUCUUUUGUACUCAAAGGCCUAUGUAAGUGAACCCUCCUAUACCUGCAAUCGUGCGCAUGCUUUAAUGUCAUUGAACAAUUGUUCUGACUACAGGCAAUGUGAUCUGAGCAUAUUGUUAAUUUUUUUUUUUGCUUUUCUUCUUGCAAGUUUCUGUUCUGAAAUCAAGCCUUUAUAAGCUUUAAUGAGGUAAAGCAGGUUUACCGUUUCAGUUCUCCUGCCAGUAGGGCCCCUUUUUUCCUAAGCAGUUCAGGAAUGCUAAAUCCCAUAUUCUCUGAUGUGAUGGGUCAAAGUACAGAAACAGUGGAUGAACACAAAUUAAAUUAAACCCCCGGGGAAAGACCACCAGGCCCCUUAGCUCAUCAUCUCGGGAGUGUGCUUAUGGAUAACGCUACUUUAAAAAAAAAAAUAGGAUUAGGCUGUAUACCUUUAGAAAAUCAGCAGAGAACUGGACUAACGGUUACCUGUAACACUUGUUUGUUUUUCACUUUCCAUAUUUUGCUGUUCAAUGUCUGAAAGCUGAAAAUGGGUGCAGGGCCCCUCCCCCAGCCCCCACCCCACUCUCCAAGCUCAUUCACAAGAGUUGUGCGGCAACGGCGUGUCUGCAUUUGCAUUCCGACCGCGGAUUUUCCUUCCGUCUUUGGCUGAGAGCGUUCGCUGCAACGGAGGCUUCUACGCAUUCCGUCAUUCUCCCUCAGCUUCCUGGGACAUCGCGGGCUCACUUCCCACGCCAAAGGCUGAGUUCUGCCCCGCCCAACUCUAGCCCACAGCCGACGCAGGACUGGCAGGGGGUGAAAGAGGGGGAGCAACAAAGAGAGACCUGUAGGCAUGGAGACAGCCCCGUUUCCUGGAACUAUGUCAGCUUCCAUUGACGGACUACUUUUGUGUGAAUGUUUUAGGUAUUCUGCAGUGGACCUGGACUUGCUGAAAGGCGAUUUUUCAUUCAAGACAGUGUUCUGCUUGUAUGUGGAUCUAAAACCCCACAUACUUUAUUUCCAACUGUGGGUUUUUUUUUUUCUCUGCCUGGUUUGCUUCUUUCUUUUUUUGGUCUUGGAACUGAAAGUUAGCAUGAUUAACAUACUCUAUUGAAAACGGAGGGAACCAAUCCAAGCUCUGUUACUGGGAAAUAGGCACUGUGGUUGUAGCAUGCUCGUUUUCAUUCUCUGUAAAUUCAACGACCACUGAGAGCAAAAAUGUGCAAAAACGUUGCUCGCUGUCGGUUGAAAAAGAAUAUUCUGUCUUAAUCAGAUUAUGUUGCCGAAUAAAUUGUAGCACCAAUGUAUUCUAUUCCAAGAAAUGCAUAUUAAGGGUUUUAGCUAUAUCCCUGAAAAUAAUACUGAAUGAUCACGCAUGUGGUGUGGCUACUUAGUAAAUCUAAAAUACUAUUUACGAUUGACUGUCCGUGUUAUUGAAUCGUUGUGUUCUGGGGGGAUUUUCAGAGCAUGUUAUGAUGACCUUGCAUGGAAGCAUGCUGGAGUCAAAGAGCUCGACGUACCUCUCCACCUCAACAACAAGUCUUGCGCCAUCUUUGUUUUAACAGUCUGUUUAUCUACCCAAACUCCGUCCUUUAAGCGGAUUGGAUCCUGAGGCGUUUGUAACGUCCCCUACUUCCCUAGGCUGAUUUUUCCACUAACAGAAUGGCAAACCAGGGGCCCUGCCGUUCAUAAAUACUCCUGCCGUCUCCCCGGGCCUUAUCUUUAGAGUCGAGUGCCUCUAAAGUGGGACACUGGAGACAGUAUUGGGAUGGGAUGUAUGUUUCAUGUAGCUAAUGACUCUUUCUGCCCCAGUUAUGAGCACAGGGUAGACAGCAGUUCCUGCCAAGCUUAAUUCCUGGACCUAGGACAAAGUUACUUCAACUGGGCCUCCAUGAUGCACAGCCCCUCCCAUCUGGGCCCUCUCCUGGCCCCCACCCCAGGGACAGGACAACCUCCCCAGUCGUCCGCCCGAGAUGCCUGGUGGAUAGAGCAAAUCAAGACUAAGACUUUCGCACUUAAUCACUUUAAUAAUGUGCUUCUUACCCUGUCACUACUGGGGGGAGAACAAUCGCCAUAGUAACUUCUCAAUUAAUAUAACUUAAGUAAAAAUGGGGCAAAGAGCUUAAAGGUCUAAAAAAAAACUAAAGGUAAUUACAAAAAAAUAACAAUGUAGCCAUUGGUGUUGUUAUAAAAAACGACUGCCCACACUGUAUAAAACUGUAAACAAAAGAGAGACUGCAACCAAUUCAUAAAAGCAGGAAUGCAUUUCUGUACAGCUCCAUUGCGGGUUAUUUUUGUGAACAUUUCUCAUGUGGUGCUAUAUCUAGCGUCACUCAAAGUAUGAUUUCAUCGAAAGGGGUCAACGAUCUGUUAUCUGAAGAAUCGUUAAUGAUCUCUGUUCUUUGGCAUUGUCACUUCACCGCCAUGUGUCUGGUACGAUUUUAACAAAUAAAAUUCAAUGCAAUUCUUCUUUCA
This is a messenger RNA of Paramormyrops kingsleyae, 6249 nucleotides long. RefSeq names its product sodium/potassium-transporting ATPase subunit alpha-1. Gene Ontology annotation, molecular function: P-type sodium:potassium-exchanging transporter activity; ATP hydrolysis activity; ATP binding. Gene Ontology annotation, cellular component: plasma membrane. Gene Ontology annotation, biological process: intracellular sodium ion homeostasis; potassium ion import across plasma membrane; proton transmembrane transport. Lineage: Eukaryota; Metazoa; Chordata; Actinopteri; Osteoglossiformes; Mormyridae. The record is from RefSeq and is a predicted model, not a curated record.